Messenger RNA from Pogoniulus pusillus (Red-fronted tinkerbird), 2926 nucleotides. RefSeq lists its product as uncharacterized. The transcript has a single exon. Bases 215 to 2161 code for a protein of 648 amino acids. The record is from RefSeq and is a predicted model, not a curated record. Lineage: Eukaryota; Metazoa; Chordata; Aves; Piciformes; Lybiidae.
AAAAUGGCGGCCGGCGCAAGGGGGCGGGGCCCUGCCCUCCCGCACCGCCCCCUUCCGCCCCGCUCCGCGCCUGCGCGCGGCUCACCGGGGAUGUAGUUCCCGGCGGCAGCCUGGGCGCGGCCCCGCCGGAAGCGGCCGCGGGGCACGCCGGGAGCUGCGCGGUGUCUGCCGUGCCCGCCGGGCCUGCCGAGCUGCCUGCCCCGCGGACGGCCGGAUGGCGUGCGGCGGGCCUGCCCAGGGGCCCAGGCAGUGCCCCUGCGGCCGCAGGAUCUCGGUAACCGAUGAGCACGACCGUUGCGUUCUCUGCCUUGGAGCUGGCCACGACCCGCUGGGCUGCGGGGUCUGCGCCGGCAUGGCCCCCUGCGCGGCUCGCCUUCGCGGGGAGCACCUCCGCGCCCUGCUGCAGGGCCGGCCCGGCGGUGGUACUGACCUGAACCCUGAACGGGUGAGCUGCGGAGCAGCAAAGGGGAAACCCACCAAGCGCCGGCAUGAUGUCGCCUUCCCUGCCCAUAGUCAGGGCUCUGUGACAGCACUGCAGUCGGUUACUCCGCUGUGCCUGCCGGCAGAGCCUGGGAGAGGGGCUCCGCUGGAGGACCCGAUAUUGCCGUCUCCAAAACCUGAGUUGCCUCCCCAAAGCAAAACUUUGGCAGUGCCUGACAACACAUGCUCCCCACAGAAGAAGCACUGUCACGUAAGAACCAAACAGAAUCCAAAAGCUGCAAGCCCGCAAAUGCCGAAGCCACCACCUUCAAGCGGCUCUGUGUCCCAGUCUCCACCUCAUGCCCUGCACCCGCUGUCAAGACCAGAAGAACAAUGUGGGGAAUCUCAGUGGCUGGGCAUGCUCUCAGACCUGGCCAGAUCUAUCCUCCUGAUUGCUGAGGCUGCCUCAAGACCCAGAAAGCAACCUUCGGAGCUUGAUACAGACCCUAUGGUGACCUGCAGUGCAGCAAGGAUGCUUUCAGAACCAAGGAUGUGCUCUGGAUCUCAAGAGCUGCCUUUCUCACUUGAUGAAGGAGUUACCUCAAGUCGGAUACCCCUUCUGCCAACGGUCUCCGACCAGCUGCUGUCAUCCCCCUGUGAAACAGUCUCCCCUCACCCCACCUCACCAACGGUGGCUUGCGACUCGUCCAGCUGGAAUCCAGAUGUUGCUUUUGCACAUGAAGAUUGUUGCUCUGGUUCCUCUGGAGAUGAUGAUUUGGCUGACCUUACCUACCAUUUUAAAACAGAAGACCAAAAGGGCACUACUUCCACAUCAGAAAAUCCAUCUUUCCCCCAGUUUUUGAAGAGAUUGGCUAAUCUGGUUGGGUUUAAUUUAAUUCCAUUCCAGGAGUCGACUCUCAUAGAUCAGUACCUUGAUCAAAAACCUUCCUGCAACAGAGUUGCUAUGCCCUUGCAUCCUGUCUUGGACAAGCUGGUAAAGAAAGUGUGGCAGACACCCCACGGUGUUCUUCCCGUGUCAAAGGAAAUUGAGAGCAAAUACAUCCUCCCUGAGGACGCAGUGGGUUACAUCUCUCAGCCUGCCCACAAGAGCACGGUCGUGGAAGCAGCACCAGUGAGGGAGAAAGCAAGAUUGGAGCAUGGAUCUGCACCCCAAAACCCAGAGCUGCAGCACCUGGAUUCAUUCGGCCAGAGGGUUUACCAGUCAGCGGCUGCAGCUCUUCGUGUGGUGGACUAUGAAGUCUACAUGGCCAGAGGGCAAGUUGAGCUCUGGAAGAAAGUUUCUGUGCUAGCGAAGGAACUUCCUCAGGACCUGCGUCAGGCCUUCCAGACCAUCGCUCUGGAGGGCACAGACCUGGCCAGGCAUCAGCUGCGAGCAGCCUUCGAUGCAGGAGAUACAGCGGCAAGAGCGGCUGCCUUGGCAGUGGAUGCACAACGGUCUGCUUGGCUGCAAGCCUCCAGCUUCCACGAGGAGGUCCAGACAAAGCUUGAGAACUUACCCUAUACAGGGGAGAAUCUGUUUGGGGAAAAGGUGGAAGCUAUCCUACAAAGAGGUGAAAAGAGGCAGGCCACGCUGCGCUUCCUGCGGUCGGUGUACUGCCCCUUGGCGCCCCGCAGUGGGGCUGGGAAGGGGAAAGCCCCUCUGCAUAAGCCAGCUUUCACAUCCACUGUCUGUUUCAAGGGCAUGCAGCGCUCUUCUGGGAAGGGUACCCCGCCACAGUAGCAGAACGAAGUGGUCUUUAUUCCGUCUACAGGCAGUAAAACCAAAAGGGAAUUCAAAAAGCCCGAGGUAUUUAGCUGAUAAAUCAUGUUUGGUAGACUGAUCCCCACCAGUGUGAGGACCUGCUCUGCCUUUUACUUCCUUCCACUCUUGAGUUUCAAGUCCUAAACUUUGUUAUUAUGUAUGACUAGAAGCACGUGUCCACAUCUCCAUUCCUCAGUUCCCAAGAGUGCUCCGGUAAACCAUCUGAUUGUGGAGGACUGCAGCACAGUCUGAUUCUUCUUGUCAAACCCUCCAGGCUGCGGGGAGGAGUACCAAGAACCAGCCAAGUUCGGAAUACAGUGGGAUUCCUCUGUCCCUUUUAGCCCAAGGCAAGAGACCGGGGAUCCAGGCUCCUGCAGAAGCUGUGACAGUGUGUUUUGUAAAGGCCAUGCACAAACCUCCAGAGUUGGUUACCUGGGUGGCUUGAGGUUUGUUUUCAGCACAGACAGCUUGGCUGGCUCUUGGGUUUUGUCUGUCUAAUGUUAAUUUGUUGUUUUUCUUCCAGCUGAAAUGUUUCAAGAAAGAAUUUUAAGUAAUGCCUGCUACUGCUAUUUGUAUUGUAAGUGGCUGAAAAUGCUCUUUCUCUCCCUGAGGACUUGUCUAGAUGAAAACCUGAUAGACAGCACUUUCCAAACUUAACCCUUUUGCUGCAGGUAGCCCAUGCUGUCAGCUGUGAAAGGACUUUGUAUUUGUUCUUAAAUAAAAUCACUUUCAUUGCAAACUAAA